CAUUUGCCUCCAGAGAUGGGCACAGCUGAGGGUGACACGGCCGGGCGGGGCCUGAAUUCCACCACGGGCGUCCCCGAGAUGGAGCUGUCCAGGAAUGUUGACAAGGCAAUCGGCUCUGAGUCGAGCUCCAGGGAGAGGCCGAGGCUGGUUCACGCCUACAUCAUCAGCUACCUGAAGAAGGAGAUGCCCUCCGUGUUUGGGAAGGAAAACAAGAAGAAGCAGCUGAUCCUCAAGCUGCCCGUCAUCUUCGCCAAGAUUCAGUUGGAGCAUCACAUAUCUCCUGGCGACUUCCCAGACUGCCAGAAGAUGCAGGAGCUGCUGAUGGCUCAUGACUUCACCAAGUUCCACUCGUUGAAGCCGAAGCUGCUGGAGGCCCUGGAUGAGAUGCUGACCCACGACAUCGCCAAGCUCAUGCCCCUGCUCCGGCAGGAGGAGCUGGAGAGCACGGAUGUGGGUGUGCAGGGGGGCGCUUUCGAGGGCACCCACAUGGGUCCCUUCGUGGAGCGGGGGCCCGAUGAGGCCCUGGAGGACGGAGAGGAAGGCUCGGAUGACGACGCCGAGUGGGUGGUGACUAAGGACAAAUCCAAGUACGACGAGAUCUUCUACAACCUGGCGCCGGCCGACGGCAAGCUGAGCGGCACCAAGGCCAAGACCUGGAUGGUGGGCACCAAGCUCCCCAAUUCCGUGCUGGGCCGCAUCUGGAAGCUGAGCGAUGUUGACCGCGACGGCAUGCUGGACGACGAGGAGUUCGCCCUGGCCAGCCACCUCAUCGAGGCCAAGCUCGAGGGCCACGGGCUGCCCACCAACCUGCCCCGCCGCCUGGUGCCACCCUCCAAGCGGCGCCACAAGGGCUCGGCCGAGUGAGCCAGCCCGCCGCCCCACCCUCGCCUGCCCGUUCUCCCUCCCUCUCGCCCUGCUGUGGCUCCCCAGCUCUGGAUGGCUGCACACACGUCUCCACCCCCGCCCACAAGCGCGCUCCCUGCCCACUCUCCCAGCUGUAAGGAUGGGGGUCCCUCUGCCCCCACCCCCCCACCGUCAAACAGUGGGGACCAGGGAAGGGGCAAGGCUUCUCUGCCCACCCUCCACGUCUCCACCCUCACGUUACACGUAGCACGUCAUUCCGACACUAACACACGGAAGCACCCAUCCGUGCCUCAUUCAUUCACGUAUUUAUUGAGCACCUUCUAUGUUCAGGGCUCCUUCUAGACACUGGGGAGUAAAACAGACACAUUUAUCUGCUGCUCUCAUGGAGCUGACAUUCUCAGGAGAGAGCACGCCCAAGGGUCACUCACACUCAGACACACACCCAGCCCCAACCAGUCUGAUCCCUGAUUCUGAGAGAGACCCCUCGCCUAUCCCCAUAAGUGAGCCGCCGCUUGGUUGAAAUGACUAACACAGGGGCCCCACCGCCCCACUUCCUCUUGCCCAUUGGGGCAAGGCCCCUCCACCCCAUCGGGUCCUCAGGACCACCGGGGGCUCAGAGCCGGGAGAUGCAACCUCCUACUUCCUCCGCGGGACCCCUCUUAGCCCCGCCCCCAGUUCCGGCCACACCCCUUUCUUGACUAAGGAUCCUCGGUUGACGAAAAACCCCCUCCACGCUUAUUCCUCCCAAACCCGCGCACACUCGGAGGCCUUCUGUCCUCCAGUGCUCACCUGCUCUGGACUGAAAGCCUGGCCUGCUACCCGCCCCCCACCCCCACCCCCGCCCCCCAGGCUCCCCACAACUGAUGGUCUGCAUUUUAGACGGCGGGGGCACGGCCUCUCCGCCCACCGUCCAUAUUUAAGUGGAGCCCCUGCCAGAUAGGAAAGCCCCAGGACGUCAUUUUAGUCCCCUUUUCAGGGACGUCGUGGGGGGAGGGGUUCUUGGUGCUACAGCCCUCCCUCCCCUCCCCUAAAAGGAACUCUCACCCCCCACUACACACACCUUUUCCUGCCUUCAACACACUUUAGUGCUUGGCCCUGGUGGGGGAGCCCACGGAAAAGAUGGGGGGAAGAGCGAAAUAGAUGGGGAUGACGCCCCCUUCAGGGAGCUCGCUGGGAUUCCCACGCCCAUCACCUCUCACCCCGUGCCCCGGAGGGGACUGUGAACGGAAUAGCGUUCCCAGAGUGCAAAUAAAGCCAAGGCUUCUUUCCCA
This is a messenger RNA of Bubalus bubalis (water buffalo), 2135 nucleotides long. RefSeq names its product EH domain containing 2 (gene EHD2). Lineage: Eukaryota; Metazoa; Chordata; Mammalia; Artiodactyla; Bovidae. Gene Ontology annotation, molecular function: calcium ion binding; protein binding. Gene Ontology annotation, cellular component: cytoplasm; plasma membrane. The transcript has 3 exons. Bases 16 to 864 code for a protein of 282 amino acids. The record is from RefSeq and is a predicted model, not a curated record. Gene Ontology annotation, biological process: endocytosis; endosomal transport.